Messenger RNA from Colletes gigas, 1464 nucleotides. RefSeq names its product TATA-box-binding protein (gene Tbp). The transcript is spliced from 5 exons. The record is from RefSeq and is a predicted model, not a curated record. NCBI's taxonomy places the organism in Eukaryota, Metazoa, Arthropoda, Insecta, Hymenoptera, Colletidae. Gene Ontology annotation, molecular function: DNA binding; RNA polymerase II general transcription initiation factor activity. The coding region runs from base 371 to 1288 and encodes 305 amino acids. Gene Ontology annotation, biological process: DNA-templated transcription initiation.
UACCAGGUGGAUUUCACCUUGGUUUUUGAACGUAAAAAUUGUAAACAAACAAGUCGAAAAUAAUAAAUAAAGAGUAGACGGGAAGUCUAAGAUAUAUUGAACAUUUUUAGAUUUAUUCCCAUUUGCAAAGUGUAUUUUUAAAAAUGUUCGAUAUCUAAUUGUGAAAAUAAGAAUUUGAUGUUUUGUUUUUUGUAGAACGUAACCUAUAUAUGUUACUGGUGGAACGUCUAUUGAAAACUAUGGGCAGUAUUAAAAUCAUACAACUUUAUUACAAAUCUGCAGUGUUUGGAAGAUUGUUUGUAUAAUUAGAAAUUAUUUGUGUUGAGGACAUUUCUAUCCAUUGAGUGUCUCUAAAAAAACGCUAGAAAACAUGGAUCAAAUGUUACCGAGCCCUGGGUUUAGUAUACCCAGUAUAGGAACUCCUUUACAUCAACCAGAAGAGGAUCAACAAAUUUUACCCAAUGCACUGCAACAGCAGCAACAGCAACAAUACCAAUUACAACAAUUACAUGCUAUAAGUCCAAACAUGCAAAGUGGUGGAAUGCUUAUGAUUGGAACACCACAAAAGACCAUGCAUGCUUAUGCAACAACACCAACUUUUGCGACACCGCAAAGUCUCAUGCAGCCACAAACUCCACAAAAUAUGAUGUCUCCGUUAGUUCAAAAUAAUAAUAAUGUAGCACCUUCGUCAAUAGGACCAUCCACUCCUGGUCCCAUGACGCCUAUGACACCAGCUUCUGCUGAUCCAGGAAUUUUACCACAACUUCAGAAUAUUGUAUCCACAGUCAAUUUAAACUGUAAAUUAGAUUUAAAAAAAAUAGCCCUCCAUGCAAGAAACGCAGAAUACAAUCCAAAACGGUUCGCUGCAGUAAUUAUGAGAAUAAGGGAGCCAAGAACUACUGCUCUAAUAUUUAGUAGUGGAAAAAUGGUUUGUACAGGAGCAAAAAGCGAAGAGGACUCUCGGUUGGCUGCAAGAAAAUAUGCUAGAAUUAUUCAGAAGCUUGGUUUUCCUGCAAAAUUCCUCGACUUCAAAAUACAAAACAUGGUAGGCAGCUGCGACGUGAAAUUUCCAAUUAGACUAGAAGGCUUAGUGCUUACCCAUGGACAAUUCUCCUCGUAUGAACCAGAACUCUUUCCUGGAUUAAUAUACCGAAUGGUUAAGCCUAGAAUUGUCUUACUUAUAUUUGUUUCUGGAAAAGUAGUAUUAACAGGAGCAAAAGUUCGACAGGAAAUUUAUGAAGCAUUUGACAAUAUCUAUCCAAUUUUAAAGAGCUUUAAAAAACAGUGAUUCCAAUUUUCAUUACACAUCAACGCUAUGUUUUAAAUGAAUGAAACCUAGGUAAGAUAUCUUGGUUUCUGUCCUGAAUAUCAACAGAAUAAGUUUUGUUAUCAGUUUCUAUAUAGCAGUAAAUGAGUUUUUAAGAAGAUUAAAGUAUAAAAUGAAAAAUAUAUAUGAAGAUGACA